UGUACUUCCACAAAUAGCCAGUCAUUGCCAUGCUCAACCCUGGUGUUCAUUUCAAGUAAAUGAUUACUUUUUAGGCAAUCCAUGUCAACAACAAAAUAAUCUAAAAUAUUUGAGUGUUAUUUUUGCCUGUGUUGACGAAGAAGUAUUUAGCGAAGGGGCAUUAAGUGGAAGACUUGAAGCUAUGGGGCAAUUGAAAAAGGAACUAGACUCAUUCCAACGUCAAAACAAUUCUAAUAAUUUAAUCCCUCAAAAAUCAACCAAUCCUCGAAUUGAAAGACAUCCUCUGUUAGCUGAGGAUGACGAGGAGGAAGAUGAAAAUGAAGAUUUUGACCAUGAAGAUGAGGAGGAAGAUGAAUAUGGUGAUAAAAAGAAGAAAAAGGAAGAAGGUGAAAAUAAUUUGAUUAAAUUAGAUGAAGUAGGAGAGAAAAAUGAAGAGGUGAUACAAGUCAAAGAGAAGGAAACGUUUGAGAAUAUUAAAGAGAAAACAAUUCCGAUAAUUCCGGAAAAAGAAAGCAGCAAUCAGGAAGAAAGGGAUAUAAUUAAUAUUAAUAAUAAUGUUGAUUGGAAACCUGCUUGGCCUUUAUUAAAUGAUAGACGUCAUGAAGCUUUAUUAUUUCUUUUGCUCCUAUUGUCUUUCUUUUUGAGCAUUCUUAUUUUACUUUGUGCUUGUCUUAUGUGGCAAUGCCGAGCACGUGCUAAAGAACGCCGUGAUCGAAGACGGGCAGAAGAGCGUGAAGCGGCCGCUAACUUAAGGCUUUGUCAUGGAUUUGGGUGUGGUAGUGGAGGUGUUGUCUAUCCCGAUUCAUCCGAAGGGGGCAGCAGUCACCGCCUCAUUUCUUCAUUUCAGCCACCACCCCCUCCCCCAAUAUCAUUGCCAUCAGCAGCAACCCAUUCAUUUGGUGGUGGGCAUUAUUCAACAGAUAUUUACCAUGGAUGUUAUGGACCAACAACGGCGAGUUCAGGGCCUGGAAGUAUUUAUGGGGGUGGUGGGGGAGGGAUGAUAAAUUGUCAACAACAUUGGAAUGGAUUUAUUGGUGGAAAUAAUUUAUUAGAUAAUGAAGGAGAAGAAAGUACUGAAUUAUUAAGAAAAUUUAAUAAUCAACAAUCUAUACAACACCAACAACAACCCUCUUCUUUGCAUAGAUAUAGCUAA
Molecule: messenger RNA, 1153 nt
Organism: Meloidogyne enterolobii
Lineage: Eukaryota; Metazoa; Nematoda; Chromadorea; Rhabditida; Meloidogynidae
Source: the annotation of a GenBank genome assembly